This is a messenger RNA of Ictalurus furcatus (blue catfish), 2123 nucleotides long. It is a transcript of the gene dlst, whose product is annotated as dihydrolipoamide S-succinyltransferase. The record is from RefSeq and is a predicted model, not a curated record. Gene Ontology annotation, cellular component: oxoglutarate dehydrogenase complex. Gene Ontology annotation, biological process: tricarboxylic acid cycle. Gene Ontology annotation, molecular function: dihydrolipoyllysine-residue succinyltransferase activity. NCBI's taxonomy places the organism in Eukaryota, Metazoa, Chordata, Actinopteri, Siluriformes, Ictaluridae. Bases 106 to 1485 code for a protein of 459 amino acids. The transcript has 15 exons.
GCGCUGUGCAGAGCUGUCAGGAGACGCCGCUCGGUUAGAGAACGGGGAGUUCUUUCCUUCUGUGGGGAUUUUGUGUGGGGUGUCAUCGCUGUGUGUGCAGCCGAUAUGUUCUCUCGUUCCCGGUGUCUCACGCGCUCUGUCGGUCGCUCUAUCGCUGCUCUCCGACAGAGUAACAAUGUUCUAGCAAGACGAGCGGCUUCGGGCAUAUCGACUCCUCAGUGCGUCACCGUCAGGAACAAUCUGAAAUUUGAGACGAGGCCCAGUAUCUUCCAAAUCAGAUACUUCAAGACCACUGCGUCCCACAAGAAUGAAGUACUUACUAUCAACACACCAGCAUUUGCUGAGUCUGUCACAGAGGGGGAUGUGAGGUGGGAGAAAGCUGUGGGGGACACCGUCUCAGAAGAUGAGGUGGUUUGUGAAAUUGAGACUGAUAAGACGUCAGUGCAGGUGCCCUCUCCGGCUGCAGGAGUGAUCGAGGAGCUCCUGGUUCCUGAUGGAGGCAAAGUGGAGGGAGGCACUCCUCUAUUUAAACUAAGAAAAGGAGCCGGCGCUCCCAAGGCAGCCGCUGCCCCCGCUCCAGCAGCCGAGGCCCCAGCAGCUGCGGCUCCUCCGCCUCCUCCGCCUCCACCUCCUACUGCUGCUACGGUGGGGUCCAUCCCAACCACCAUGCCCCCAGUACCACCCGUGCCAGCACAGCCUGCCACUUCCAAACCAGUUUCAGCCAUCAAGCCCACUGCAGCUCCUGCUGCCCCUGCUGCAGGCGCUGGAGCAAAGGGCGUGCGCUCUGAGCACAGGGUUAAGAUGAAUCGUAUGAGGCUGAGGAUUGCUCAGAGGCUUAAAGAAGCUCAGGACACCUGUGCCAUGUUGACGACUUUCAAUGAGGUGGACAUGAGCAACAUCACAGAGAUGAGAAAGGUCUACAAAGAUGCUUUCCUCAAGAAGCACGGCAUCAAACUGGGCUUCAUGUCUGCUUUUGUGAAAGCAGCUGCCUAUGCUUUGGUAGACCAGCCAUCAGUCAACGCAGUGAUUGAUGACACAACCAAAGAGAUUGUGUACCGAGAUUAUGUGGACAUCAGUGUGGCAGUAGCGACACCAAAGGGAUUAGUGGUGCCAGUAAUUAGAGGUGUGGAAGGAAUGAACUUUACAGACAUUGAAAGAACUAUAAAUGAGCUGGGAGAAAAGGCACGUAAGAACGAGCUGGCAGUGGAGGAUAUGGAUGGUGGCACAUUCACCAUCAGUAAUGGUGGAGUUUUCGGCUCACUCUUCGGCACACCCAUCAUCAACCCACCGCAGUCAGCUAUUUUGGGCAUGCAUGGUAUCUUUGACAGGCCAGUGGCUGUUGGUGGCAAGGUUGAGGUCAGGCCCAUGAUGUAUGUGGCUCUGACGUAUGACCAUCGUUUGAUCGAUGGCAGAGAGGCCGUCACCUUCCUACGCAAGAUCAAGUCUGUGGUUGAGGACCCCAGGGUGCUCCUCUUGGAUAUGUGAGAUGUCAUAAAGCGCACAUUAAUGGCUGACUUCCUCAGAUUCUCACAAAGUGGUUAUUUUCCCACAAAACAAUCCUUACGACAAUAUUUUACUGUGGUGGUUAAAUAGGGAAAGCAUUCUGAAUGUUCAUUUACUUGACAGUAGUAAGAAGUUAACAGUUAAAAUUUGCAUGGACUAGACAGAAGAAAGGGUGUACAGGUUGUACAGGUAUCUCAGCUGGCAUCUUCUUAGCAAGAAGGCUGUCCUGCCAUUCAUAAGUGCUUUUUUUUGCCAUUGUUUAACUUGAAAUAUGUAUGAUCAUUAUAAUACAUAUGCAGUUAUAUAUGUAUAAGUUGCUCAUAAUAUGUCUAAAUAUCGGGUUUCCAACUGGUAAAACAAGCACAGUAGUAGACAGUAUCUCAUGUUUCACAUUGUGUUUGUUUGUAGAGGUAGUAAUCAGUUGACCAGCAAACCAGAUAAACCGUUUUGUCACAUUCACAAUUUUUUUUUAAACACACACUCGUGUUUACAGUAUGGCCCUUAAAUAAUGCCUCGGUCAGAUCCGUCAAACUCACUGGGAACAGAUUCUGCCUAUGCUGUGUAAAGAAACAAAUAUUUAAGGAGGAAAAAGCUUUUAAACAAUAAAUGGAUAAAUUGUG